AUGGUUCAGAUCCGUGAUCCAAAUACUUGUGCAAAUUUCAAUGAAAUUACUAUAGAAAAUAUUAAUUUUGAUUGGUUUGUUGAUUUUGAAAGGACAAGAAUUGUUGGUGCUGCAAUAUUGAAUUAUAGAGUUUUGAAGGAUACUGACAAAAUUAUUCUUGAUAUAAGCGAUCAAACUAUUUGUUCAAUUAAAUUGAAUGGAAAAAAAUGUAAAGCUCGAAGUGGAGAAAUUCCACUUGUUGGAAAAUAUUUAUUGAUAGAUGGGCAAUUUAGUUCCGGGGAGAAAGGCAAAAUCGAAUUUCAAUAUUCAACUUCAAGUUCAGCUUCAGCUCUUCAAUUUGUAGAAUCGUCGUUAACCGCAGACCGUACACACCCAUUUUUAUAUAGUCAAUGCCAACAAAUACAUGCUAAAUCACUCGUUCCAUGCAUGGAUACUCCAGCAGUUAAACAAACAUAUACAGCUAAUAUAACUGUUCCAAAAGGAAUGCAAUGUUUAAUGAGUGCCGUUUUGUUAGAAGAUGAGGGACGUCCAAUAAAUAAUCGAGAAAUAAAUGGAAGUGAACAAUUUGUUCAAUUUAAUUUUUUACAGAAAGUACCAAUCCCCUCCUAUUUAUUUGCUAUAGUUGUUGGAGCUUUAGUUAAACGUGAUAUAAGUAAAAGAUGUGCGGUAUGGGCAGAACCUUCAAUGGUGGAUAUUGCUCAUAAAGAAUUUGAGGAGACUGAAAAAAUGUUGGAAAUUGCAACAGAAUUAAUGGGGGAAUAUCGUUGGGGACGUUUUGAUAUGAUUGUUUUACCUCCAUUUUUCUCAUUUGGGGGCAUGGAAAAUCCUUGUAUGACUUUUGUAACACCAACAAUAAUUGCCGGUGAUCGUUCAUUAACGACUGUUGUUGCCCAUGAAAUAGCUCAUAGUUGGACUGGAAAUUUAGUUACAAAUGCUUCUUGGGAACAUUUUUGGUUAAAUGAAGGGUUUACUGAAUUUGUUGAAUAUAAAAUUCUUGGGAAAAUAUUUGGAGAACAAUUUCGUCUUUUUAUGCAUUUAUCUGGAUGGGAAGAUCAUUUACGAAUGUGUAUUUACGAAACAUUUCAUCCCGAACAUCCAUUUACUCGUUUAAUUGUUCCUUUAGAUGGGCAAUGUGCUGAUGAUGUUUUUAGUCCAAUUCCCUACCAAAAAGGUGCUGCUUUACUUUUAUUAUUAGAACAACGGUUAGGAGAUCCGCCUCGUUUUGAACAAUUCCUUCGAAGUUAUAUUAACAAAUUUGCCUAUAGAUCAAUUGUUACAGAUGAAUGGAUGGAUUAUCUCUACGAAUUUUAUGAUGACAAACGUUCAAUUUUGGAUUCAAUUAAUUGGAAUAACUGGUUACACAGGCCAGGAAUGCCUCCUCAAAAGCCGACUUUUGACGAAACUUUAUUAAAAAUUUGUAAAUCACUUGCCAAUAAAUGGUUAUAUGGUUCUGAUAAAGAAAUAAAUGAACUUGGAGCUAAUGAAUUCGAAGAAAUGAUGACUGCACAAAAAGAAAAAUUUUUCAGUCUUUUGGAUGUUGAUAUAUCAAGUGGAAGUGCUCAUUCAUUCAAUCAUGAACGUAUUGAAAUUAUGGAAAAGAAAUAUUCAUUAAAUACUACAGGAAAUUGUGAUGUUAAAUGUCAAUGGAUUUUGGUAGCUUUACAAGCUAAAUGGGAGCCAAUAAUUCCAAUUGCUUUAAAAUUUGUUUCUGACAUUGGACGUGUUAAAUAUGUCCGUCCCUGCUAUCAAAGAAUGUUUGAAUGGAAAGUUAGCCGUGAAAGUGCUUUGGAAACUUUUGAGAGAAAUAAGCCUAGAAUGCACAAUUUUACUAUUCAAUUCGUCCAAAGCUUAUUAAACAAUAAAAACAAAAAGGGAGCUAAUAAUGAAGUGAAAACAUCUAAAGAAAAUAAUAGUAUAAAUGAACAUAUUGAGAAUGGAAUUGAAGUUAGUGAAGAUAUUUAUUUAAAUAUUUCAAAAGAGGAAGAUAAAAAAGAUGAUUUUAAAAGUAAUAAAAACAGAAAAUUGGUUUCACCGAAUGGAAUUAAAAAAGCAACAAAUGGAUGUCAAAAAACAAAAUAA
Molecule: messenger RNA, 2079 nt
Organism: Meloidogyne enterolobii
Lineage: Eukaryota; Metazoa; Nematoda; Chromadorea; Rhabditida; Meloidogynidae
Source: the annotation of a GenBank genome assembly